AUGUCUCAAAAAGUGGCUAUUAUUAUUAACGGGACUAAUAUUUUGGGUCUUGCUAUUGUUAAAGCUUUAAGUGAAAAAUUAAAUGGCACUGUUUAUUUCACCGCCUCGAAUGAAGAAGAAGGGUUAAAAGCUACAGAAAAUUUGAACAACAUUGGUUUGUAUCCAAAAUUCCUCCUCGCACGAAUCACUGACAAGCCCGCUCUAAAAGAAAUUGCAGAUACAAUUCAAAUGAACCAUGGCAGCUUUGAUAUAUUAAUAAAUAAUACGGAGGACUUAAAGCAAUGUGAAGAUUUUCCAACUUACGAAGAAGCUAAAAAUGUUAUUGAUUUACAAUACAAAAGUUUAUUAGUUGUAGAGCAGUAUUUGUUUCCUCUACUAAAAGAUGGCGGUAGAGUCAUCAAUGUCACAAAUGCAUAUGGUCAUCUUUCGAACAUAAAGAAUGACAAAUGGAUCAAAACCCUUACGGCUCCAGAUUUAACGGUAGAACAAAUUGAUAAUUUGUUUGUAGAUGAGUACUUGCGAAGCUUAGAAAAUGGAAAGUUCAAUAAAAAAUGGUUCACUGAUGACGGGAAAAUUGCGGAAUAUAAAAUCUCAAUGGUUGCUCGGACUGCCUUAACGUUUGUGUGGCACAAUAAAUAUAAAAGUAGAAAUAUUUGCGUUAAUGCUGUUUAUCCUAGAUUGUUGGCUUCAGAUAUGGAAAGCGCUGAAGAGUCAAUCAAAGCUAUCCUAUAUCUAAUUUUCGAAGCCUCGCCAAAGUUAACUGGAACUUUUAUGUGGCAUAACAAGAAACUAAUUGACUGGUACGAUACAGAAAGUGAUUAUUCGUGUAAAGAUGUUACCUUAGAGUAA
This is a messenger RNA of Bombyx mandarina (wild silkworm), 849 nucleotides long. RefSeq names its product carbonyl reductase [NADPH] 1. Lineage: Eukaryota; Metazoa; Arthropoda; Insecta; Lepidoptera; Bombycidae. Gene Ontology annotation, molecular function: carbonyl reductase (NADPH) activity. The record is from RefSeq and is a predicted model, not a curated record.